GGGGAGGAGGGAUGUGGUUCUGGGAAGCCUUGAGGACAGCUGGCCCCAUGUAGGGCCACAUGAGAUCUUUCUGGAACUGCCUGGAUGCCCCGCCCUCCCAGCGGUCUGUGAAGAGUAUGGAGUCUUCCUCCUCAUUUCUGGGAGGCGCUGCUGAGUGCCUGGACUUCAGCCUCCUGUUUGGUGGCCCUGCUGCUUGUCAGUGGCAGGGUGGCGGUGGCUGUCCAGCCAAGGUUCAAGUACAUUUGAGUCACACAGCACUUGGUAGGGGCAUCCCUGGUGUCGACCCCCUGGUAGCCCAUGGUGUGCCAGAGAAGACGAAAACAAGGCCCAGCACCUGACCUCUUGCCCUUUCACCUUUGGCUUCCAGGCACGUAGCGCCAGCUGAGCUCUCAGCAGGCUCUCUCACCAGCCUCCUAUGACACCUUGCCACAGGAAGGCUUUGGGAGCAGGCCCUACCUGGGCUCUCUCAGGGGCUGCUGCCUGAGGUGGGACUUGUGCAUGAAGAUGAAGGCCCUUGGACCCCAGGCUCCUGGGCUGGAUGGGCUGAGAAGAACCUUGAGAUGUGUCCUGAGGUGCUUCACCGAUACAGACACAUUUUGGGGCUGUGGCAGCCAGAUAUCGGGCCGUAUGGAGGAUUGCUGAACGUCGUGGUGGACGGACUGUUCAUCAUUGGCUGGAUGUACCUGCCACCUCAUGACCCUCACGUGGGAGACCCCAUGCGGUUCAAGCCACUGUUUAGAAUCCAUCUGAUGGAGAGGAAGUCGGCUACAGUGGAGUGUAUGUACGGCCACAAAGGGCCCCACAAUGGCCACAUCCAGAUUGUGAAGAGGGACGAGUUCUCCACCAAGUGUAACCAGACAGAUCACCACAGGAUGUCCGGUGGGAGGCAGGAGGAGUUUCGGACGUGGCUGAGGGAGGAGUGGGGCCGCACGCUGGAAGACAUCUUCCACGAGCAUAUGCAGGAGCUGAUUCUGAUGAAGUUCAUCUACACCAGUCAGUACGACAACUGCCUGACCUACCGACGGAUCUACCUCCCGCCCAGCCACCCUGACGACCUCAUCAAGCCCGGCCUCUUCAAGGGCACCUACGGCAGCCAUGGGCUGGAGAUUGUGAUGCUCAGCUUCCAUGGCUCACGCGCCAGGGGCACCAAGAUCACGGGCGACCCCAACAUCCCCGCGGGGCAGCAGACUGUAGAGAUUGACCUGCAGCGCCGCAUCCAGCUGCCGGACGUGGAGAACCUCCGAAACUUCAACGAGCUCUCCAGGAUUGUCCUGGAGGUCCGGGAGCAGGUGCGGCAGGAGCAGGAGGCUGGCGAGGGCCCCGUGCCACCCCGGGAGCCUUCAGCCAAGGCCCCUGAUGGGCUACCUGCUAAGGAUGGCAAAGAGUCUGGCCACGGUGGAGCCGAGGCAGCUGAGCAGUCGGCCUCGUCUGGGCAGGGGCAGCCGUUUGUGCUUCCUGUGGGUGUCAGCUCGAGGAAUGAGGAUUACCCCCGCACUUGCCGGCUAUGUUUCUAUGGCACAGGCCUCAUCGCUGGCCACGGCUUUACGAGCCCUGAGCGCACCCCUGGAGUCUUCGUCUUGUUUGAUGAGGACCGCUUUGGAUUUCUGUGGCUGGAACUGAAGUCCUUCAGCUUGUACAGCCGAGUCCAGGCCACCUUCCAGAACGCCGCUGCGCCGUCGCCGCAGGCCUUUGACGAGAUGCUCAGGAACAUCCAGUCUCUCACCUCCUGACCUCCCCAUCGUGGGCGGAGAGGCUGCACCGGGGCCCGGGUGGGGGAAGCAUGCACUUUAGAAAUGAACGCACACCUCCUCACUGGGGUCCCGGUCGCCCCGGGACGCUUCUUGUAUAGUGUGUAACAUACUCUUGUACAUUUGACUUGUUGGUAGCUAUGAAGGAGAACGCUAAGCAUGGUGAGAAAAUAAACGGAGUUGAGCUAGGAUCGAGCUGAAUGACCGGUGCCUGUGGCAUGGAGAAUAAAAUGGAUAUCACCAGCCACCGUGAGUCGUAGCGGGCAGGGUUCUGCUCCACCUGUUCCCUUCCGAUGACCUAAACGGUCACUGCUGGGAGGUGGCCGCCGUGGGAUGGCCGAGUGUCAGGCUCAGGGACUCCGAUAGGUUUCCAUUGCCUUACUGGCUUGCUUAGAUCUUGGACAGGGCAUUCCACCGUGGCCUCUGUCCUGGUUGCUAGGAGCCGCUAGGGAGUCGCGCCACUCUGGCCCCUGGUGACCUCUGGGCCACACCCACUCUAGAAGUAGAGCUGAGCUGUCAGGUCAGCCACCUGUUCGUCCCCAGCAGCCAAAUGCCCUCCCUUGGUCCUCCACACAUGUUUAUCUGGAGGGCCCGCCUGCUGACACCACAUCCCUGAUGCUCUCAUUUCACGGCUGUGCAGAUGCCUCUCCAAGUGUUGACACCGACGACCGUGUCAGCAGCGAGUGCUGUCAAGCCCUUUGUAGGUGAGGGCAGUCUUCUAGGCAGUCGCACUUCUGUGUGGCCGUGUGCCCGGGAGCAUUGCUAAUUGAGGGCUUACCUGCUCAGAGAUCUGUGUGCCGGGCCAUGCUAGCGUGUGUGUUUGAGGACCCUGUCUGAGCCCAGCAUUUGUGUCUCCCAAAGGCAGAGGCCUUUGGGAGCGUCUGCCUGAGCUUCCAGUGUUAGCAUGCUUCUAGGCCGUCCUUCCCCCAUGGCUGUUCAUCCCCUGGGGCUUUGGCAAGCCCUCAUGCUGAGAACUCAUCCUGCUGGUGAGGGACCUUAGGAAGAUGGCAGCCACGGGAGGAUGGGCCUGUAGACUCAGGAGAGGUAGUGUGGUGAAGGACCCGUGCAAGCUGCCUUUAGGGCUUUAGGAUGCUGGCUUUGUCAGGAGCAGUAACAGAGCCUGCGGUGAGCUGCCGGGCUGGGUCCUGACCUCUAGUGUCUUUUGGUACCUCCUCUGUUAGUCCUGAGCAGCUUUGGACAGUGGUGGAUGUGACUAGGAAGUCGCAGAGUCAGUGGAGAGCAGGUAGCUGGGCACGCAGGUAGCUCUGGUCAGGUUUCACUGGAGAAAAGCAGAAGUGUGCAUUUCCCAGAACCUUUUCCUAAGUGUCUUCGGCCACUUCUGGUUAAGUGGGCGGUCACACCGUAUUAGCCAACCACACACUGGCUUCCCUAAACGCACGCCCUGAUUGCUGCAGAUGAGGCUUGUUGAGGGCUGAUAUCAUUGUUGGAUGUAGUGUGGCCUCGUGUAGAGAACAGCAAGGCCCUGGAACUCCGCUGGGGCAGGUGGACAUCUUUGUCCCUGGGCCUCACCAGGCCAGCACCAUUGGCUGCUCUUGUCAUUUUGCUGCUGUGGGCUGCACAGCCCAUGGAUUUUGGAGAAAAGGCACCUUGUGGGUUUGCACACUCGGCCUGCCCUGCUGUGUAUGGAGAUGGUAUGGGGAAGGUCAGGGGCAAGCUUCGGGAAGUUUAUAGCGGGGACUGGACUCUUUCGAGUGAGGAUAUUGCCGGUGUCUGUUUAUGUCCUGAUGUCUUCAGGCCUGCCAGUGUCAGGACAUCACCACCAUCACUCAGACCUCAGAUAUCAACAGUGUGUCUGUGGUAGGAGCUCUAGACUCCAUGCCUUGGUCCUGACUCACCUUGUGUCCUUUUGACAUCAGCUGUCUGGCUCCUUGUGACACGAGUUUAGACUCUGGGCCCCUCUGCUCUGGGCUGUCAGCUCUGCACACUUCCUGUCCCUGCAUGUCUACCUAUAGAGUAGGUACUUGACAGUGGCUUCUGGCCAACUGCUGCGCCAGCCAGGCCUUCCUCACAUCAUGCAAUGAGGCACUCGCCUGCUAACCUCCUUCCUUCACCAAGAACCUGGAGCAGAACACGCUGAUCUGGCCAUCUGGGGCUCCUCCCCGGCUGCUGGCUGCCUCCCCCAGCCCUCAGCAGCUCUCUGCCAGGCUCGCUGUGAACAGUAUACCGCCCAGGGUAUAAUUGUUCGUUCACCUUUCAGGACCUAUGGGCGUUAGAGCAGAGGGCCCAUCCUGCUCAGCUGUCAGGACUUUGCGAACCUCAAGACACCUGCAUUGCCUAGUGUGGGGCUGUCUUUUUCUCAAGACAGUGGGGCACGGAGGACAUCAAGCACCUGACCUGUACCAACGUCCGGCCCACAUGACCCACUUUCCAAGAAGGGUUUCACUGUGGGUCGUGACACUGAAGGAACCUGCCGGGUGCUUCUCUGUGGUGGAGUCCUCUGUGUUUGCACGGAGACCAGCACAAAGUGCCAGCAUGUGCUUUCUCAGCCCAUUUCUUGUGCUCACCGAGCCUGUUUGGAGCAUGGGGUUUGUCUGGAGCACACACACACACACACACACCCGGUUCUGGACAGAGGGUGGCUCUUAAAAGCUCUUAGGUCAGCUCCGCUUUGCCUAAGGGUCAGGGAAGGACCCUGAAACAGUAGCUGCUGUGUACCUGGUGCCUGAUGUCACCUGUGUCACUCGCCUAGGGUGUGUGUGGUUCUCCUUUCGUUCUCAGUAAACCUGUUUUUGAAGCCUU
Molecule: messenger RNA, 4508 nt
Organism: Mus caroli (Ryukyu mouse)
Lineage: Eukaryota; Metazoa; Chordata; Mammalia; Rodentia; Muridae
Gene: Fbxo31
Product: F-box protein 31
Biological process (GO): SCF-dependent proteasomal ubiquitin-dependent protein catabolic process
Cellular component (GO): SCF ubiquitin ligase complex
Molecular function (GO): protein binding
Source: RefSeq, a predicted model, not a curated record